Molecule: messenger RNA, 1727 nt
Organism: Sebastes umbrosus (honeycomb rockfish)
Lineage: Eukaryota; Metazoa; Chordata; Actinopteri; Perciformes; Sebastidae
Gene: cldn11a
Product: claudin 11a
Exons: 3
Coding region: 1-663 (220 amino acids)
Biological process (GO): cell adhesion; bicellular tight junction assembly
Cellular component (GO): plasma membrane; bicellular tight junction
Molecular function (GO): structural molecule activity
Source: RefSeq, a predicted model, not a curated record
AUGGCAAACUCUUGUCUCCAACUGAGCGGUUUACUCAUCAGCUGCCUCGGCUGGCUGGGCAUCCUGAUCGCGACAUCCACCAACGACUGGGUGACUAUGUGUAAAUACGGUUUGAACACAUGCAAGAAGAUGGAUGAGCUGGGAGGCAAGGGACCCUGGGCGGAGUGCGUCAUCUCCACUGGACUCUACCACUGCGUCUCCUUGACGCAGAUCCUGGAGCUGCCAGCCUACAUCCAGACGACUCGUGCCCUGAUGAUCACCGGUUCGAUCCUGGGUCUCCCAGCAGUGGGAAUCAUCCUGAUGUCCAUGCCCUGCAUCAACCUCGGCAACGAACCCCAGAGCUCCAAGAACAAGCGCACCAUCCUGGGAGGAGUGCUGAUUCUCAUAGUUGCGAUGUGCGGUAUGGUGUCUACAGUCUGGUUUCCGUUCGGCGCUCACCAGGAGCACGGCCUCAUGUCGUUCGGCUUCUCCCUCUACACCGGCUGGGUGGGCACUAUCUUCGCCCUGCUGGGCGGGUGCAUUCUCACCUGCUGCUCCUCAGAUUCCUCCUCCUCAUCGCGCUCCUACCAGGACAACAAUCGUUUCUACUACUCCAAACAGGGAAGUGGCAACCCGCCAGCAGCCACCUCCGCCACCAAUCACGCCAAAAGCGCCCACGUCUGAGAGGGAGGAGAGACUCUGGAGGGGCACUGUAGUUUGUAUAUAGAGACAUAUACACUAGCAAACACAAUCACAGUCACAAGCAAACCUAUAUACCGGAAGAGAAGGAGACACAUAAACACACUCAUUCAUGUUCAAGAAAAAUAUUUUCUUGAAUGAGCACACAAACAUACAUAAAAGAGACAUUCACACAUCCAAACACACAAAGACUGUUUUUGUUGGAGCUCUUUUUCACCGGUGGAUUGUUUUUGUGUCGCAGAGCUCGUCUUCCAGCCUCCUCAUGUUGGGCGUGGCGUGGACUCUCCCCGCUGUUAUAUAAUUGUACAAACGCCUGCGGUAAUCACCCGAGGCCUUGUGGACUGAGAUAUUGAUCUUAUACUUCUAUUUAGACGCUCCUACAGAUGAAAUCUUACGAGCGUCUUUGUUGAUAAAUCUGUUUUGUUUUUUUAUCAUAUAAACCAUGAUCUGUUGUUUUGAUAAGAGCAGGGUAUGACAGUAUUAUUUCUUAUGGAAUUAUGUUCAUUAACAUUGUCUAUGUGCAUUGAUUUUUCUUUGACAGUAUUGUACAACUCUCUAGUGCCUCUUGAGUGACAGACUUGAUUAAAAAAAAAACGCAGCACUGUUUUUCCCAAGAUGAUGGGAACAUAAAUUUCACCGGAGAGCUUCAGGCAGCAGUGUUACAGCCUGUAUCAAAGCCUUAGUAUGUGCACUGAUUUGGCACAAAUAGAUAUUAGAGAGCACAAAACCUUAAUCUUUUGCUCAUUUCUCUGUCAUCUGAUAUUUCAUAAUCCAAACCUUACACAUUUUUAUGUGACUAACAUGCUUCUAUUUUGUGUGUGUGACAAAAAAAGCAGCUUAUUCUGUAAAAAAAACAACAGUAUUAUGUAGAUUAGCUUCUCUUGAGGGAAUGUGAUGACUUGAAAUGUUCAAUAUCUCAAAAAGUGCUCUGAACACAGAUGGAAAUUUCCAACUCAGAUCCACGCAGAAGCAGUAUUAGCUGGUUAUUUAUUGUUUUCACUGAUGCGCUGUUGUUUGAUUUUCUAUAAUAAAGACAAAAAGAACUAAAA